UCACGAAUGUCGAGUGAGGUGGUUUUAUUUUGAGUUUGUGACGAGUUUUAUAAUGUUAUUUUAUUAUUUAUGAUUCUGGCUCGGAUUCUUUUGUAACAGUGUUAAUUCCAAGAGAAUGCGACAACGGUUCUUUAUUUCGCCUAGAACAUUUUAUUGUGCGUGUAGUUUUUGGUGAAAAAGUGCAAAAUAUGACCGAUUUAAUAGUGCCCCGUGGUGAUACGUUUCCGCGAGCUUUUCUGGAAACCUACAGAGCCAGCAAAAAUACGGACUUUUACAGUGACCUAAGUUCGAGUAAAAGUGACGAAUUAGUGUUGCAAAAUUCUGCUGACAUUCCCAUAGCUGAAGAGAUACAGCAUGGUCAUUCGGAGAAUUUAUUAGAUUCUGGAUGCAUGUCGCCCACUCAGGAGGACUUUUUGGACAAAUCCGACGUGAUUUUACCAAAAACGUACCGGAAUAAACGAAGUUCGGUGUAUGAUAGAGUGGAUCCAGAAGACAGCAUUAGGGACAUUGUCAGUGAGAAUGAUUUUUAUCGAUUUGUUUUAUUCAAAAAACACUACGACAAAUACCUUCAUUUGUCUCAGAAAUAUGAAGAGGCUCGAAAUAUCGCAUAUUACCUGGAGGAGAAAUAUCACGAAGUUAAGACUGAAAGAGACGAUCUGAUCCAGCAACGGGAUGAGCUCGCCAGAAGACUGGAAUCCAACGAAUGCUUGAUUCGGGAAAAAGAAGACGAAGUAUUUUUACAUUUAGAGCGCGUUGUUUACUUAGAGGAACAGUGCGAUAAGAUUAGAGCUGAAAAAGAGAAGCUUCUACAAAAAAAGAACCUUAUUGAGAUAGAACGAGAUAGAACUUUGAGACUGUUACAGGGACAGGCAAGAGAAUCAGAGUGUAAUAGACGGAAAUUAGAAAGAGCAAGGCAGGAGGUGGUUCACCAUUUGACCAGGAUGAAGAAUGAAAAAGAAAGCUUAGAGAGAGAGAAUGACCAAUUAAAAGAAGCUUUAGAGGCUGAAAGGAAAGGGGCAAGAAGAUACCUGACACAAGUACAAAGGCGGAGGAUUGAUGCAGCAGAAUAUUCUGAAAGAAGGGUGGCCGGUGUUAAACCAGUGGAAUACUAUAGUUCCUCUUUGGCGUCCCAGUUUCAAAAGGCUGUGGAACAUCUUGCGAACUGUAAACAGAAGAAAUGUUCUGUAUGUGCUUACGCGAAAUCAUCGUACAAGAGGAUAUCGCCCAGUCAUCACAGAUACGAGCGCAAACUAUUUGGAUGUUUGCAGACGCCAUUUUUAGAAAUGCGAAACAUGAUCAAACCUCCACGAUCCCCUAUAAACAGUGGUGAGGGGGAAAGCCUCUCGGAAUGGUUUUGUCCCGUGGAAGAAACCCCUUCAGGUUCAGGUUGUGGUCAAAGCGAAUGCUCUUCUUUAAGCGUACCUUUUGCCGAACUCGCCAUAUCGUACAUGGACGACGUUUCGGACUCAUCCUCGGGAUAUUUGAGGGACAAGGACGACCCGCUGGAUGAGAUGAGCCAAGGGAAUAGGAACAGUAAUAGUUUUAGAGGUUUUGGAAGCGAUUCUGGAUUCUCCUCCGAGAUAUGCGGGGAAUAUAAAAGCAACGCCACCACCCCAAAGGAGAAAUUUUGCCCGCCGGACACGCUGGACGAGAACGACUGUGCCAAAUUGACCAGAACCAAAUGGACGGCUUCUUUUAGGAAAAUAAUUCGAAAAAUUCGCAAAUAAACGUUCACUGAACUGCAGGAUUAGAUAGUAGAAUCCCGUCAAUAUCCAGAACCAUAGUAUUGCAAGUUUUUACAUUUUUUAUUUUUAUUUUGUUUCUUUACUGACUUCUCAGGACUUGUUUUCAUAUACAUAUACACUUUUUUUCGUCAUUAUUUAUCUCAGAUUAUUAAAUUAUUUAAUAUUAGUGGUGUCAUCAUAUCCGGUACAAAA
Sitophilus oryzae (rice weevil) is the source of this 1937-nucleotide messenger RNA. RefSeq names its product FK506-binding protein 15-like. The record is from RefSeq and is a predicted model, not a curated record. Lineage: Eukaryota; Metazoa; Arthropoda; Insecta; Coleoptera; Curculionidae. The coding region runs from base 189 to 1727 and encodes 512 amino acids. The transcript is spliced from 10 exons.